Messenger RNA from Solanum pennellii, 1196 nucleotides. RefSeq names its product GDSL esterase/lipase LIP-4-like. Lineage: Eukaryota; Viridiplantae; Streptophyta; Magnoliopsida; Solanales; Solanaceae. The transcript has 5 exons. Bases 41 to 1156 code for a protein of 371 amino acids. The record is from RefSeq and is a predicted model, not a curated record. Gene Ontology annotation, molecular function: hydrolase activity, acting on ester bonds.
UACUCUGUUAUAAACAUAACAAUAACAAAUAUUUAUAUAUAUGAAUAUGAGAAUGAGAAGUAGAACAAGUUGUAGGUUUAUGUUACUUGUUUGUUUUUUGAUGUGUCAAUUGGCAAACGUUGUUGUUUGUGAGUGUAACAAAAAUAUGGUAAUUUUCAAUUUUGGAGAUUCAAAUUCAGACACAGGUGGUUAUCCAGCUGCUCAUGGAAUUAGAUUUGGAUAUCCAGAUGGUCGUGCCUUUUUUCAUCAGCCAUCUGAUAGAUUGUGUGAUGGACGAUUGAUUCUUGACUUCCUUUGUGAAAAUCUGAAUAUGAGCUAUCUGACUCCAUAUCUGGAAUCUGUAAGGCCUAAUUUUAAGAAUGGGGUAAAUUUUGCAAUUGGAGGUGCAACUAUACUCCCCAAAAAUGUUUUAUUUAGUCUGAGUACUCAAGUUCUUCAAUUUGUAAGGUUUCUUCAGUUACAAUCCAAAGGUUCGGAAGAGUUGGUUGAUAAAGUAGAUUUGAAGAAGGCAAUAUACAUGAUAGAUAUAGGACAAAAUGAUCUUGCUGGUGCAUUCACUUACCUUUCACAAGCUUAUCAAGUUAUUGAAAAGAUCCCUUCUUUCAUAUCUGAAAUUCAAGAUGCAAUACUGGCCAAAAUUGGGUGUCAACACUCUAUAUACAAACAUGGAGGGAAGAAUUUCUGGAUUCAUAACACAGGACCGUUAGGUUGUUUGCCACAAAAGGUUGCCACAAGAAAUGUAAGUAACUUGAACGAUAUUGAUGAUCAUGGAUGUGUUAAGUCUAUGAACGAAGCUGCACAAGCAUUUAACAAUCAAUUGAGAGCUCUUUGUGAACAAUUGAGGCUCCAAAUGAAGGACACAACCAUUGUGUAUGUUGAUAUGUAUGCCAUCAAGUACGACCUCAUCGCCAAUUCAAGCACUUAUGGUAUUCAAAAUCCAUUGAUGGUGUGUUGUGGUUAUGGUGGUCCGCCUUAUAACUAUAAUCCCAACAUAACUUGUCGCCAAAGUGGUUGUACUCUGUGCGAGGAAAGUGGUGCAUAUGUCAGCUGGGAUGGAGUUCACUACACUGAGUUUGCUAAUUCAAUUUUUGCUUCCAAAAUACUCUCUACAAAUUAUUCUACUCCACCUCUAGACUUGCAUCACUUUUGUACCUAGAAAUUCAUUACCACUCCUAUGUUUUCUUAUGUACUCACUA